Exserohilum turcica Et28A is the source of this 405-nucleotide messenger RNA. RefSeq lists its product as uncharacterized. The transcript has a single exon. Bases 1 to 405 code for a protein of 134 amino acids. The record is from RefSeq and is a predicted model, not a curated record. NCBI's taxonomy places the organism in Eukaryota, Fungi, Ascomycota, Dothideomycetes, Pleosporales, Pleosporaceae.
AUGAAAGCCCUUGAGGGGCGACUCGCAGCAACCGAAGCUGCGCUUUCAGCCGCACUGACGGCUCUUCGGAACCAAACGGCGCAAGACUCGUUAGACCCUUACCUGUCAACCGCCAUUUCGAAUCCGCCCUUGUCACAGCGCUCAAAAGCCGAGAAACUGGAAGAAUGGAAGCGCCUGCCAUUGCAGACGGGUGACCAGUUGAUGGCGUGGCUUCGUGUGCAAAACGGUGAAGACAUGGCAUCACCUCGAACAGAUGGCCGCAGAUCAAUCUCGGAACCCCAAACCUAUGCUGCAGUCUCGCCAAAAACAGUCAUGGGGCUGUUAGAGACAUGCGAAGAGCCAAAGGUCCCAAAUGCUUGGGAAUAUUCUGCGGGAUUUGGGCGAUGGACAAAAAACUACUUCUGA